Messenger RNA from Musa acuminata subsp. malaccensis (wild Malaysian banana), 1494 nucleotides. Its product is annotated as protein SAWADEE HOMEODOMAIN HOMOLOG 2. The record is from RefSeq and is a predicted model, not a curated record. Gene Ontology annotation, molecular function: DNA binding; chromatin binding. NCBI's taxonomy places the organism in Eukaryota, Viridiplantae, Streptophyta, Magnoliopsida, Zingiberales, Musaceae.
CCAUGUAAGAAUCGAGCGAUACAAAGUUGACGCGACUAAGACGAGCACGGCAACGAGCUACGCAGAUGACGGAGAGCGGUUGAUCGCAUACAAGCGGGAUCCGUUCCGGCGUUCGUUUAUACCAAUUUUCUUUUUCUUCCUCUCUUCCUGCCAGCUUAUUCUCCCUUGGGGUCCCGCCCCUUCCUUCGCUCUCUUCUGUCGGAGGAUCGGGAUGGGUCGUCCCCCGCACGGCGGAGGCCCCGUCUUCCGAUUCACUCAGAACGAGGUGUUGGAGAUGGAAGCAUGCUUGCAAGAAGUAAAUAAUGCAAUACCUCCUCGUGAGAUUAUAUGUGCUCUUGCAGACAAAUUCAGUGCAACCCCUGAACGAGUCGGGAAGAUUGUCGUGCAACCGAAGCAGGUUUGGAACUGGUUCCAGAAUAGGAGAUAUGCACAAAGAGCAAAGUUGGGCAAGGCACCUAAUAAACUUACCAUUUUACCUAUGGCUCGGGAUGAAUCACCUCCAUUUACAAAUGUGGCUGCUCCUAUUUCUGCUCCUUCAGGGCGGAAUUCUACUGAUAAUGCUUUGGUGGAGUUCGAAGCAAAGUCAGCUAGGGAUGGAGCAUGGUAUGAUGUUUCAGCCUUUCUUUCACACCGAAUGUUUGACACCGGUGAUCCGGAAGUUCGGGUUCGAUUCUCAGGAUUUGGUGUGGAAGAAGAUGAGUGGAUCAAUGUACGCAGAUGUGUUAGGCAGCGAUCACUUCCAUGUGAAGCUGCUGAAUGUGUUGCUGUACUUCCAGGAGACCUCAUCCUAUGUUUUCAGGUGUUGUCAGCUAUUCUAUGUUUGGAAGGAAAAGAACAGGCUCUUUAUUUUGAUGCCCAUGUUCUUGACGUACAAAGACGAAGACAUGAUAUACGUGGAUGCCGAUGUAGAUUCCUUGUUCGUUAUGAUCAUGAUCAGUCUGAGGAGAUAGUUCCACUGAGAAAAGUGUGCAGGCGUCCAGAAACUGAUUAUCGGCUACAGAUGUUGCAAGCUUCAAAAGUAUCUGGAGGACCAGUUGAUCUGCAGGCCGCAGCAAGAGAUCUGACUCCAAGUUCAUCCAAGGAUUUCGGGUUACAAAGGACCCGAAAGCAGCGCAAGCUAAUGGAUGUCAACACUGAUGAGGUAACCAUGGUCGCCCUUUCUCAUCCAAAUGAUCCUGCUAGCUUGCAGGGUGACAAUCCAGCAGCAGCAAUCGAGAACAGUAGCAGCACCCCUUCAAAUGUCAUGAUGGAGGAUGCUGCAGUCAACAUGGAGAGCAUCGACUCCUAGCAAGAGGGUGGUUGACACAUUGUAUUUUGUCGCUGAAAUAUUGUAGCCAGAUUUAGUGGUAAAAAAUGGAGAUACGCUAUGGUAGACUGUUUGCACUCUGCCCAUGUAGAUGUAAUUUCUUAAGAUUACAGGCUAGUUUUUGGCGAUGUUUAUUUUGUGGUUUGGAAAGGAGAUUAAUGUUUAUAAUCCUUUUUAUUAUUUAUAAU